AUGUUUGCCCUCGCGCUUUCCUCUCUGGCACUCACCGCCGUAUCUUAUGCUUUGCCUAUGUUGACCACUCGCCAGAGUGAUCCAUGUGCUGGUUUAGGCAUAGCUUCGUUCCCCACUGAAUACAACUUCACUCUUGCAGCGUGGAACUGGACCCUUCCUAAUGCCAACGACACUGGGGCCCCCCUAGUGAUUGGCCAGGCUGGAGCGGUAGAUGGUGAAUCCUUUGGGGUUCUUUCGACGUGGGCCACGUAUUCGUAUGCUGACUGGACUACGUUUUCGCUCAUCGAUGGAGCUUUGAUCCCCUACUCCGCGGAUGGUGCUGCUUCCAACGGCGUUGAUGCGAAUAUCUUCUCUGGCGAAGAGCUCCUCUGGGUCUUCACUGUUAACCCACCGCCUCCCGCUGAGAUCUACUGCGGUGUGGCCGAUCCCGAUCCGGCGGGAGGUUACCAGUACGCAGCGCUUGCUGUCAAUGGCUCCACGGAUGGCUUCUCGCUGUGCCUCCUGGGCGAGCCACCCUACGUUCAGAACAACAUUGUCUACCGGGCAUCGCCCAACAACACUGAUGGCUACGAUUACGAAAGCUGUUAUGGAGUACGCGUCCAGAUUUUGCCUUUGAGCUGA
Molecule: messenger RNA, 621 nt
Organism: Sparassis crispa
Lineage: Eukaryota; Fungi; Basidiomycota; Agaricomycetes; Polyporales; Sparassidaceae
Exons: 3
Coding region: 1-621 (206 amino acids)
Source: RefSeq, a predicted model, not a curated record